CUCACAUGAACCACUCUUGCCCUUCUGCGCUUGUGCCACUAGUCUCUGUGUGUCUUUCAGGCAGAGAAUAGAAAAGUUAGGGCAAAGUCUAAGUCAGCUCCAGCAGCUACCAGACACUCACAGCAACUCCCUCCACAGUGACAGGUUUCUUCUCUCUUUUUUUCUGCUCUCUCACUCAUUCACUCUCUCUCUCUCACACACACACACACACACACACACACACACACACACACACACACACACACACCCGUCACUCCUGGCAGAGGGAAGACGGGACCACACGAGAACCGAGAACCGCUACACACCUUUACUUCUAGCUACUUACCCAGCCAACGCCAGACGCUUUGCCCAGGAUGUGGACACUUCUCUUGGGGGUCACCUUUGGAUUACUGGCCUCCUCCAGGUCUGAACAACUUCAAGCGAAUUCUCUCACCUGCAGCUAUGCCAGGGUAUUUCUUACUGAGGGAGCAGGCCGUCACUCCCUGAACUUUGACAUGGCUCAGAAGGUGUGUGAGCAGCUGCAGAGCAUCUUGGCGAGUCCAGAGCAAGUCAAGGAGGCAUAUGAUAAAAACAUGGAAACAUGCAGGUACGGCUGGACCAGUAAUGUGACCAUUGCUAUCCUCAGACACACGCACCAUGAAAACUGUGCAAAGAACAUGACUGGCUUCAUUAUUAAUUCACAUGUAUAUUCUGACGAACUCUUUGAUGCCUACUGCUAUGAUGAAAAAGCUGGGCCUGAGAAGGACUGUACGGAACACUUACCCUCAGAUGCACCAGAUGAAUCCUCACCACAGCCUCAGGCCCCAACACCAGCAGAGGGCCAAGAAGAGACCACUCCAACAACACGACAUGAGGAUGCUUCUGGUAGUGAGGGUGUUGACCACACGGUAGCCCCUGGGGAAGAUGCUCUUGAGCAUGUGAUGGAAACCACCACUGCUCUCACCUCUGUGGAGCUAGAGGCUUCCACAGAGUUACCUGCUGGUGAAGAAAACCACUUUGAACGAGAGUUCGACCAGCCCACUGGAUCUGGGAUGAUCCCACCUGAGGAGGGAGCAUCUCCAACAGCCCCUGUUGGAGAGCCAGAUGAAAGACAACCUCCCACCGAAAAUGAGAAACAGAAAGGGGAAAUGGAGCCUAACGGAGCUGAUGCCACGACAGAGUCUUCACACCAACAACAUCCUAAUGACAAGGGUUGGGACCAGGGUCCGCAUGGUUCUGAGCCUAACCAACAUGAGAGCAGCAGCUCAUCAAACUGGAUUGUAAUCAUUGGAGUGAUUGUGGCAGUUGCUGCUAUUUUUCUCGUGUGCGCAGCUGUUGCCAAAAGAAAGAGCUGGUGCGGCAAACAGCAGACCCUGAUGAUCACAUCCAAAGACAGCGGCGAAGGGAAUGGGGCUGCCGCAUCAGCAUCCAGCUCCCACGCCCAGGAGAGAGAGCAGGAAAUGGUGACCCUCAUGAACAAGGAGAAGAUCCAGGAGAACGGCAACACAGAGGAGUUCACCGUCAUCACGCUAGAGGAGUCGCCAGAUAAAGAACAGCUGGCAUGAGAGAGGAGAGUGUAGAGGCAGACAGGAAAGAGUAGGUGAGGAUAGGGAGGGAUAAAGUGAGGAUAUUUGGGAGAUUAGACGGAUGGGGGGGUUGGGGCUCCAUACAUUGGGGAUAAAAACUGCUUUGGUGGCCAUCACUGGAUGGACACUGAGUAAGGGUGUAGUGUGCGUUAUUUAGAAAGAUUGUCUAACUGAGGUACAAAGUAUUGUAUUGGGUGUGAAACUGUUGCCUCUCAGUGGGGACCAGGUCUUUCAAACCAACAUGUGCAGCAUUUUGUUUGUCUGGUGUACCAGGUUAGCUAGGACUGAAUGGCAGUCAAAGAGUGUCAUGCAUGACAGUGUAUUAUGCAUUGGUGCAUAGCAGGGUGUGUGAAUGUGUUUUGUGUAUUUGUGUUUGUGAGUUAUAUGCUUUGGUGAUGAUAUGGGGCUGGAUAGACAUGGGUUUUUAAAGGGAGGGGGUGGUGAAGUGAAGAACAUAUUGAUGACAAAUGAUUCUCUUUUUUAUAGGAUUGGUGGAUCCUAUAUUAAAGGGCCUUUCAGCCUAAAUAGGGAAUAAUAAAUUAAUGAUGAGAACUGGGCUAUUUUAUUGGAGAUACUACAGAUAGAAAAAUAAUAAUUUGGAUCAAAACAACCUUUGAUGUUUUCCAUGUGUUUCAUGUCUUUGUUUUUUAUUGCUUAUUGUUGUAACCUUGUGUAUAUUUCAGACAUUGCCUGUGGACUGGAGUUUGGUUUUUCCAUUUUCAAGACAACUGGGGAUGUCGCUACCUUAAUUUAUGCAGUUUGGAUUCCCUUUUUCUUGGUCUCUGUAUAUAAAGUAUAUGUUUUGGAAAUGCCUUAGCAAUAGCUGCUAGUGCUUUAUGUUGUUUGGUAGAAAGGGGCUUUGUAUCCCUUUUACAUAAAGGAAUGUGUCAUGUUUUGAGAGUUAUUUAAUUAGAAAACAGAGGUAAACAAUUCAGUGAAUGGAUUUUGCAAUAGUUAAAAGUGGAGUGGAUAUUGUAUGAAUCAAUUUGAUGUAUAGCAUCUAAACCUGUGCAAUUGAUGCACCAUUUAUGUCAGUUAAGUUAAUAUGGUAUACCUUUAUAUUGGGUUGGAACAAUUAUGCUAUGAAGUUCCUGAUGUUAUCCUGAGGAGAAUGAUAAAGAUGAUGUAUACAUAAUGUAUACACAGUGUGUACAUUGAUUAAGGAAAAAAGAAAGAGCAAAAGAAAAAAAUGGAUAAAUUCAUCAUUUUCUGAAAGCAAGAUCUAAGCUCAACCGUGACAAGUGACUGGCAGCGGCCUAGCUUUAGAUGCUAAACUACAUAGCACAUAUGAUAAUGGGGGGCCCAUGUGCUGUAAACACAUGCAAUGUAAAGGUUUCUUCAUAAAAAAGGGGCUGUGACAACGUCGUCUAUGUGCUCCUGAGGGGGAGGGGUGUGAUGAAUGAAGCUUGUGUACCUGCCAAGGCCUCACUGUGCCAUUCCCUGUACAUUUCACACAUGUAAACAAAAUGCUGCAGUUUUUCUACUGACCUUAUCAUUGGUGAAAUAUAUCAUACAUUGUGUCAUAUCAAUAUUAAUUCCUUUGUGACAGCUAAUUCUCCCUGUUUUUCUGUAUCAGCUGAAAUACGUACAGCGAUUGCGAACUUUUUCUUUUUUUUAUCUGACUUGUUCCGUUUUUUUCUCUUACGAUUAAUUUUGAGGAGAAGUAGCAAAUGUACUAGUAUAGGCAGGUUUUAUGACACAUUUACAAAAGAUGUUGCUGAAAAGAUUUGUAAAGCCAUGAAUGAAAAUAAAUGUGUAUAGAAAGA
Molecule: messenger RNA, 3331 nt
Organism: Sander lucioperca (pikeperch)
Lineage: Eukaryota; Metazoa; Chordata; Actinopteri; Perciformes; Percidae
Gene: cd44b
Product: CD44 molecule (Indian blood group) b
Exons: 8
Coding region: 354-1544 (396 amino acids)
Biological process (GO): positive regulation of ERK1 and ERK2 cascade; cell adhesion; inflammatory response
Cellular component (GO): macrophage migration inhibitory factor receptor complex; plasma membrane; basolateral plasma membrane
Molecular function (GO): hyaluronic acid binding; cytokine receptor activity
Source: RefSeq, a predicted model, not a curated record